This is a messenger RNA of Dendronephthya gigantea, 916 nucleotides long. RefSeq lists its product as uncharacterized. Gene Ontology annotation, molecular function: sequence-specific DNA binding. Lineage: Eukaryota; Metazoa; Cnidaria; Anthozoa; Malacalcyonacea; Nephtheidae. The coding region runs from base 287 to 916 and encodes 209 amino acids. The record is from RefSeq and is a predicted model, not a curated record. The transcript has 4 exons.
UGCUCCUGGCAGAAAAAUGAAUUUUACAUUUUUAGAAUCGUUGUUAGCAGUGUAUACUCUAUUCGAAAACCGAAUUGCAAUUGCGACUUUAGUUUAGAAGUUAUUGCCACUUAAACAUAGCAUUUGGAAAAAAAAACCGCGCAAAAGGGAUUGGUACAAAAUCAUUGAUGUGACGUCACAAUAGGAACCGGUUUGACUCAUUCAUAUUACAAAAAUCAUUAGCGUGUAUUAUUCAGAUGUUGUUGUAAGAAAGGUGGCGGCGCAAAAAAAUCACGCAAAUAAAAAUAUGCCGAAUAGAUGUAUUGUCGGGGGUUGCUCUAAUACUUCUAAUGCGGAGAAAGGAAUUUCCCUUCAUUUCAUACCGUUUUCUGGCGACGAAAGGCCAGAAGCCAAAAAGAGACGAAAGCAGUGGAUUGAUUUCGUGCGGUCAAAGCGGGCAAAAUGGGAUCCGACUCCCAAUUCGAGUAUUUGCUCAGCGCAUUUUGACAGGAAAGAUUUUACACAAAUGUUUUCUGGUUUCUCUGGCAAAGUACCGCGGUUAGCCUCUGAUGAAAUUGGCGUAGUGGCAGUUCCUAAGUACCACGCAGUAACUACAGAGACAGUGGUUAAACCCUCGUCAGCGAGAGCUAGGAGAAUGGUUGUAAAAGAAGCGUUGUCUGGAAGUGUGACCGCCCAAGGCAAAGCGCCGGAUGAACCUUGCCACGAAACAGACCCAGCUGAACACGCAAUGGAAAAUGUUGGAGAAGAACUGCCAGAAAACGCUUCUCCGAACAAAACAAACAGCGUUUCAACUGGAACAGACGGUUGUGUUGGUUGUGCGUACUUGCUAAAAGAAAAGCGUAAGACUUGGAACAAGUAUAUUGCGCUUAAAAGCAAGUACGAUGCACUGGUGAAAGUAAACAUUCCAAAGUUUUAA